AUUAAAACAGACCAUCCGGUCUAAAUUUGCACCCUUAUAUAAUUGAUCAAAUUUUAUCUUUAUUUAAAAGUUUCUCUAUAUAUUAAUAAUAAAUAACACGCACGCACUCCUAUCACAAUUUGAAUUACAUCUUCUCCCAAACAACGGCGCCACACACAGAGACGUAUAACAGAGAAAUAUACCAAUUCGGGUCAAUCUCUCCCUCUUCUUAAACCCUAACAUCUAUAUAUAUACCCAUUCGGGUCACCCGGUUCGUUUAAUUAUCUUCUCUCAGGCAUCUUUGUUUACCAAUCUCCUCUCUCUGUUUGUUUGUUACGCAAUUAUGAAGUUUUUAUUGGAAUUCGUCGCGUGUGGUGGGUCGUGGUCGUCGGGGAUUCGGCCGCCGGCGGACGAGACGAUUAUCCCGGCGGUGCAGGAGGAUCCCCAGCGCCAAAUUGGACGGAAGCAGGGCAAGGGGAGGGGCGGCGGCCGCGAAUGGCGGCCUUCGCUGGCGCCGAUUUCGGAAGACGUGUCCACGGCGGAGAAGGCUAACAAUGUCGAGCGGACGACGGCGGCGGCGGGGUGGCGGCGGACCCUCAAGCGGAAGAUUUCGUCCGUGUCUCAAAGAGAUCGGACUCGUUCUUCAGAUUGCGAUUAUGGCCGGAGAGCUCCACUUCCACAUGUCAUGCCAGCAUUUUCUCCAACUCCAUUCAUGUUUUGAAGCAUAGCCUCUCUUAAUUUUAUUUUAUUAUCAUUUUAGAAUGUGUACAUAUAUAUUUAUAGCUUUGAUGUCAUUCAUAACUUUCAUAUUAACAUAUGUUUAUUUUAUAUUACAUAAUUAUACUUAGUAAAGUAUAAUAGCUAAUAUCCAAUCAUAUACAUUAGGGGUAUAGACGAGCCGAGUUUGAGCUCUUCGAGUUUUUUUCUUUUGUUCGAUCUCAAGUGUAAGCCAUUUAUUUGUGUUUUUUUUUUAAUGUUUAAAUUGGUAUUA
Erythranthe guttata (spotted monkey flower) is the source of this 970-nucleotide messenger RNA. RefSeq lists its product as uncharacterized. NCBI's taxonomy places the organism in Eukaryota, Viridiplantae, Streptophyta, Magnoliopsida, Lamiales, Phrymaceae. The record is from RefSeq and is a predicted model, not a curated record.